ACGUGUUGUGAUUAUAAUAUUGUUGUUAUAAUAUAGUCAUAUGUUUUGUCAAUUUGUUUGCAAAUUAUUUUUGAUACCGAAAUUGUUUACCGAAAUUGUGGUCACAUCUCGAUGUGUGUCUGAUAACCGGUUACAAUGAGUGACACCGAAAACACUGAUAGUAAUCAAUUGAUGGUUUGGCCAUUUGAUGAGUUAAAUCAAUUGGAUGACCGAUUGGUCGCCGACUAUGUCCGCCAAUUAUCAUCGCUCGGUAUUAACAAUCUUAUUGUUGAACCGCAACGACUCAGUGACAUGAGAUUAGCCGCAAUUGAUAAGACACAACAAUUGGCUUAUAAUAACUACAAGACAUUUAUAUUGAGCGGUAAAUGCGGCCAACGGGUGACCAACGACUUGGAUGAUAUGCAAAGUAUUAUUGACAAUGCUAUCGAAAAGUUACCGAAAUUGAGUUCAAGUUGUCAGCAAUUUUCUUCGGCCGCCAAAGUUAUUUCCAAUCGUUGGCGUGAAGUUUCGCAAAUGCUAUCAAAACAUCCGCAGAUUCUGGAAGUGCUAGAAAUACCGCAACUUAUGGACAGUUGUGUCCGCAAUAAUUGCUACGAAGAAGCUCUUCAAUUGUAUUCUUAUGUCCAAAAGCUUAACAAACGAUACGCUGAUUCGGUUCCUAUUAUUUCUAGUAUAUCUAAAGACACUGAUCUGUGCCGUGAAAUGAUGAUCAAUCAGUUAUUAAAAGAGUUAUCCGUUAAUAUUCAAUUACAUUCAUGUCUUAAAAUAAUUGGUUAUUUGCGAAGAACCGAUAAAUUCAGUGAAACACAGCUAAGGAUCAAAUUCUUGAGCGCUCGCGACCAAUGGUUACUAUCGUUGAUCAAAGAGAUCUCAACUAAUAAUCCACUGAUUCACAUAACAAAAGUAAUUGAGACAAAUCGUGUGAAUCUGUUUGAUAUCGUCACUCAAUACAGAGCUAUAUUUGCAGACACGGAUCCAAUUGUAUCUCAAAAACAUCUCUAUUAUGGCAUAACAACAAAUGCAUCGAACCGUGACUUUAAUGACAGUGCAAUUAUUAACAGUUGGGUUCAGUUUAAAAUCAACAAUUUUCUCAAUGUGUUAGCUAAAGAUAUCAAUGAUUGUGUUAACAAUGAGUUUGGACACUACUAUCCAAUUGAGUCGAUAAUAGAGCCGGCAUUUUAUUUUGGACUAUCUAUGAGCCGAAUUGGAGCCGAUUUCCGACCACAACUCAUGCCUAUUAUAAUUGAUGCCAUUUGUAAACGCUUUCUUCGUGUUGUCAAUGAGGCGACAAAAAAAUUUGAAACAUCAAUACAAAAUUUUACAUUGACUUCACAUUUUGUCAAUCCAACAGCUAUUGAUGACCAACAGAGUGAAGAUGAAUUGAAUCCACCUCUAAGUUUGAGUGAAUUUCCUAUUUUAGCUAAUUAUUGCAACGAUAUAUUGAAUGGUAUGAAUGAACUCCGACGGACCACACCAUUGGCUGCCAUUGCAUUUUUGACCAACACUUUGAAUGAUUCAUUUCAACGAUUAUUUUUUGUCGUUUCUAAAUAUUUCAGAGCUGAAGAGUCGGGUCUCACUCAAAACGAAAGACAAAUUCUUUAUCGAUUCUGUAAUCAAUUUUCAACCGAACUCUUACAACAUUUGGCCAAAUGUUUUGAUCGGAUUCUACCAAUGAAUUUAGUGGCCAACCGUUUGGGUGUUACUACUAUCGAGUUUAAUAAAGUAAAGGACCACUUCUCACACCUAAACAAUACAUCGAUCGCUGAAUCGAUGAACCGAUUAUUGUUGUCAUCAAAUAGUGUGACGAGUGAUAUGACAUAAAAAAAAGAUUUCAUUCAAAUGUCAUAUCAAUUUGUGAUAAGACUUUUGACGUGAAGACAAUAGCUGUCAAAUUGUCUACUGAUUUACCAUUUAAAUGAGUUUCAAAUUAUUAUUUAUUAUUAUUAUUUUUGUU
Molecule: messenger RNA, 1954 nt
Organism: Oppia nitens
Lineage: Eukaryota; Metazoa; Arthropoda; Arachnida; Sarcoptiformes; Oppiidae
Gene: Cog8
Product: conserved oligomeric Golgi complex subunit 8-like
Exons: 7
Coding region: 136-1821 (561 amino acids)
Biological process (GO): intra-Golgi vesicle-mediated transport
Cellular component (GO): COG complex
Source: RefSeq, a predicted model, not a curated record